Chironomus riparius is the source of this 618-nucleotide messenger RNA. Lineage: Eukaryota; Metazoa; Arthropoda; Insecta; Diptera; Chironomidae. The record is from the annotation of a GenBank genome assembly.
AUGGAAGCACUUAAAUUAAUCCCAGUUUUAUUCUCAAUAUCAACAUUUAAUUGCACAGUUGAUUAUUUCAAUGAAUUGAAAUUAGGUGACAAUUACAAGCCAUUAAAUGAUGUUGUGGAUAUUUGUGCAAUCGUUAGAAGCGACAAUCAAAACGAUGAAGAUUUAAGGAAUAAUGUUCAUCACUAUAUCGAUAAAUGUGAACAAAAUAUAACAAAAGAAGACUGCAAAUCGACAAUGCAUGAAUUGCUGAAAAGCUUUGAAAAAGUUGUAGAAGAGACGGCACGUGACAUGCCAUUGGAAGAGCGAUUUGUUGAUGGAAAAUUACCGGAAGAGCCUCAAAAUUGCUAUGCAGACACAAAAUUCUUAAACCCCACCCAUCUAGCCCAAAACUAUAAGUUUGAUGAUUUCUUCACAUUAACUACAAAUGAGCUUAAAGAUUGUUUUGUUGCCAAAGUAGAGCAACAACAGCUGCUUCCACAAUUGAUUGGUAUUGAAUUUUCGUAUGCAUUGCAGUCAGAACAAUUCAAUGUUGAUGAAACAAAGAAGAAAUACAUUCACUUGAUGAAAUCGAUGGACUUAUGUGCACUUGAAUGUUAUGCACAAAUAAAAUUCGACUAA